Molecule: messenger RNA, 390 nt
Organism: Ostertagia ostertagi
Lineage: Eukaryota; Metazoa; Nematoda; Chromadorea; Rhabditida; Trichostrongylidae
Source: the annotation of a GenBank genome assembly
AUGGUGAUGUAUCGUGACCAGAAACACGAUUCAUUGAGUGGUGACGACGACGAUGACGAUGCAGAGGCGACUGUUGUGGCUCAACCCGGUCAAAAUCCGACGACGAAAAGUGCUACUCAGCCGCCAAUCAAACUAGCCGCUCCGCCUCCGAAUAGUACACUGAAGUCUGCUCAAACGCAACCUCCAGCUACUAUGAAAUCGUGCGUCACUCAGCCGCCAGCUUCAGUAGCUCCGAAAUCAGCACCACCUACGAAGCCUCCCAAUGCUCUAACUGCUACACAACAGAAGCAGUUGCAGGCUGGCAUGGACGACGAUCUUAUGGGCGCGAAGACUUGUCGCAUCAACAGAAAUUUCGAGCAGCGACCAGCAGCACCGGUCGUCAACAAAUAG